UGGUUAGACCUAAACGCAACUCCAAAACUCUAAUUUACAUUUAUUACUCAUCAUCAUUCGUCUAUCAGUAGUGGAGCUACGUGUAGUUACCUUUGUGAUUUGUAAUCCCCUCUCAAUAUUUGAUUUUAAGUUAUGAAGUAUGGACCACAUGAUAAUACCGUACUGAAAAGUGGUAAGUGAAUAGACUAUCGAUAUCUCCUCGUACAAAACCUAUUUGGAGUUUGAUGUCAAUAUAAGUUGUUGUGAACUUUUAAUUAUGUUCCUCCCUCGCUCUUAAUCCCGAGUUUGCCACUGUAUACAAUCAUAAAUGUUUGCUCCUUGCUGAAGUCAUUGCUAAAUGUUUUGGACAAUGCGCGUUCGCAAAAGCAUUUUCUUGUUCAACCACGUAGCAAAAUUCAUUACAUUCGCCCCCUUUUCUGACAUAGUCAACAGAACACUUCGAGACUUCAUCUCUAGUUUCAUAAGCAUGGGGUACUUGGUUGUCAAAGAAGGGUUGAACUCGAGCAUACAUUGAAUCGCUACAAUCUCAUGAUUUUUGAUACACACAUGUCUACUAACAUUAAUGUCUCGUACGGGGUCAAUACAUUUUUGAUUUCGUGAGUUUGCCAAAGCAAAUAGCCACUUUCUGCAAGAUCUCAUCUCUAAAUUCUAGUUUUGCCAUGAAAUACAAUCAUAUACCUUCUCGCACUUGGCUUCUUAUUUAUCAAGCAUGUUAUUUGGAAUCAAUUACCACAUAUCAUAAUACACGUUAUUCACUAUGUGGUAUUUGUACGAGAUAUUAUAGUUAGAUUACUCAUGAGUAGUAGUAUUUGCACUCAAAUGUAUUAUCUUGCCAAUUUGUUCUUCUUAACCCCAUAUUUUUCAUGCCUUUUCACCAAGAGAGAUUUCUUUUAAUCUUCAAUCUCGAGUUAAAUAUUAGAAUAACUCAUGUGUUUUAAUGAGAGCCAGUAAUUGUCAGUGAGCAAGUUAAGAUUUAAAUUUCAUUUUAAUAUUUAAUUUUUUUUUGCAAUAAUUUUGUAUACAAAAUCACAAUGCUUGGAAAUUUUGAGAAUACUCGUCUCUCUCCUGAUAUUUGUCAAAUAAAACGUCGGCAGUCUUUUGAAAAUACCACUUACCAAUAACCGGGGAAAAAAUACAACGUACCAAAUAACACAUCUUUUAUUUCUCUCCAAUCAAACAAGUAAUUUCACAUCAAAUAACACCAAACGAAACAUUAUAUUUUUCCCCAAAAAAAUAGGACCCAUAAAUUUCUCCCAUUUUAACAUUCAACAUUAACACAAUCUUCUUUUACCCAAAAUGUCAAAUUUCAGAGAUGGAGACCAAAUGAAAAUGUUGAUUUCAUGUCACACGUAAUGUUGAAUAUACAAAUUUCCAAAAACGACGAGUCCAAACACCUAAAAACACUUAUUAUUAUUAGGACGAUCGACGUCCAAACAAAUAUAUUGCAACUUGCACCUUUCUUUCUCCUCCCCACUUGCUCUCUCCCUGGCUGGCAUGGCUGGCGUCUGCUCUGCUUUCCGCCUUCACAAACCAAGAAGAAGAAAUAUAUAAAAACUAUUUCCCUAUCGCCUCCCUCCAUAUAUAUCACCGAAACAAGUUUCAAUUUUUUUUUUAAAUCCUCUCCCCAAAAAUAUUUAAUCCCAACUUGCUCUCCCUUUUUUUUUCCAAUCCCCUUCUCAUAUAUAUAAAUCUUCCACAAAUCCCUCCUUCCUAAUCACUCACCCACCAAAACAAAAUCCCUCGUCGGAAACUCACCGGCGCUAACAAUAUUCAUCCAGCCAUGCCGGCCUCCCUCCAGCUCCAACGAACCCCAUCUCCCGCCGCCGCAGCCGCGGGGUGCCAGUACAAGCAGCAGCAGCCGGCUGAGUGCCGGCACGUGCCGCUCCUCCUUCAGACACGUGAUCAGGACGACGAUGCAAACAACAACGAAGAAGAGGACUGCGGCGCCAUGGUGCCGGAGUACGUGGCGCGUCACCACGCGCGGGCGCUGGGCCCCAACCAGUGCUGCUCCGCGGUGGUGCGGCGCAUCGACGCGCCCGUCUCCACCGUGUGGUCGGUGGUGCGGCGGUUCGACAACCCGCAGGCGUACAAGCACUUCCUCAAGAGCUGCCAACUCAUCCGCGGCGACGGCGACGUGGGCACGCUCCGCGAGGUGCGCGUGGUGUCGGGCCUCCCCGCGGGGAAGAGCACCGAGCGCCUCGAGAUCCUCGACGACGAGCGCCACGUCAUCAGCUUCAGCGUCGUGGGCGGGGACCACCGCCUCCACAACUACCGCUCCGUCACCACCCUCCACCCCGCGGGAUCGGCGGCGGGAACGGUGGUGGUGGAGUCGUACGUCGUCGACAUACCGCCGGGGAACACCAAGGAGGACACGUGUAGCUUCGUCGACACCAUCGUGCGGUGCAACUUGCAGUCGUUGGCUCAGAUCGCCGAGAACAUGGUGGCGGCGGCCACGGCCGGGGAAAACCAUGUUAUUAAUAACCCUCCUCCAGCUUCCUCGUAAUUACUUGCUUUCAUCCUCGUACUAAUCUUUCAUUAAUUGGGGCUUCACACGUCAUUAGGUGUGUUUUUUUAGUUUAGUAGGUAUAUGAACAUGUCAUCGAUCUAUGUACGAACAUCGAAGGUAAGUGUUCGGUUCGAUUUUUCGAUCCUUCGGACGAAAGGGUUUGAGAUACCGGCAAAAUCAAAGGAAGCAUACAGGAAAGGAGUUUGAAUCUCAUUGAUCGCUGAGUCGAGAAUGAGUGAGGAGAUCGAAAGUAUAUUGAGAUCGAAGGUGAUAUGAUGAUCGACAAUGUUAUUGUAUCAUCUUUGUUUUUACUUUUGAUGGGUUUUUUUUUUCUUUUCUCUCGUGGUUCUUCAAUGUAGUAAGUUAGUUGUAAUUGUCUCCUUUCUCUGGGUAAUUUCUUAGGGUUUGGUGUCAAAUAUGUUGGUUAAGAAGGAAUGGAUCAUUGUGAAUAAUAGUGCAUCUUUGUCUUGACAUUAUUUUUUUCUGAAGCAAUGUCUGCAACAACUUAUCGCUCGUAUCGAUUUCCAAAAUUUACUAAAUUCCAAAAUGUUUUAGUUUGCCGACGAUAGUUUGAUGUACGAGUUAUGUCUCAAAACUCCGAAACAGCUAGUUAGGCGUUGUGUUUUCGCCAAAGAGAUAAUCGAGAUUGAAUUUCGAAGGAUUAUACAUAUAGGGUAUUGUCAGUCAUGAUAUCGCUACGCGCUAGAAACUCCUCCUCAUACAAAAUUGAGGUGAUCUUUUUCCGAAAUCGAUAUUUCUACCGGUUUCAUAUACAUGCGGAAUUAAACCCAACUAAACCUGAUUAACAUGUUGAUUAAGUAAAAAGAUACGAAUAAUCUAUUGAUAAAAAAAUUAUGUUUAGUACUAAUGGAUGGGCUGUUUCUGGGGUAGGGUGGCUGCAGGCAGGCAGGCGGUGGCAUGGUUUCUUGGCCGCAUCAAUUCAUGAAUGGCUAUACUAACAAUUUAUGCUCGGCAAGUUGCCAACUUGGAGGACCUUAAAUAUUACAAACUCUCAACUUGUGUGUUAUUAAUUCAUAGUUGGCAACUUGGUUGCCAUAUUUUUCUUUUGAAUUAUUUAAAUUAUAUUCAUAACUUCUUUUGGUCCUUUUGAAUUGUGUGUGUCUGGUUGUACCAUAUGGUCUGCAAGGGGGAUGCUGCUGAAAAGGGCUUUCCUCCUGCUGCCUGCAAGUUGAUACGCAAGUUGAGCAACAAAAGAAAGAAAAAGGGAUUUUUAUUUUUCUUCCAUCUUUGUUUCAUUAUUUGUUUUGGGUAAGACCAACUCCAACGCACGGGUCAUAUUUGGGUACAUGGAAGAUGGAAAGAAUUUUUUUUUCCAACCCAACAAAAAAUUCUCUCGAAUUUACAAAUUUGAGAGAUAAAGAGGAAGAUUUAUGCAUAAAUGAUUAAAUGGAAGGAAGGGAGUUGUCAUAUUUGGCUGGGAAGGGGGAGGGGAAGCCUAGACGCGCACUUUGGCCCUCCUGUUUUUUUUUUUAAGAAUAUGUAACAUUUUAGGCGAAUCCCACAUCGACAAAGUACGGGAUAGAUUCAUAGUUCAUAAGUAAGAAAUUGACUUUAACUGCUAAAAGGUGUUUUGGGGUGAAAUGAAGGAGUUAUUGUGAGAACUCCGAAGUUAAAUGUGCUCAGUAUGAAGUACAACAAGGAUGAGUGACCUUAUUGGAAGUCACCGUGAAUUGCACCCCAAGUCGAAAAACCGUGAGGGUCGAGGCCCAAAGUGGACAAUAUCUUGCUCGGGAAAAAGUUCGGGAUGUUACAGAAUACGUGCUGAUUUUAUAGUAUUUUAAGGAUAGGAUGCAGGCAAAACAAAUAUCACUUUCUAACUGGUAUAAAAAAAGCUAACAUUUUAAUGACCAUAAAGAUAUUACAUUUUA
Linum trigynum is the source of this 4395-nucleotide messenger RNA. Lineage: Eukaryota; Viridiplantae; Streptophyta; Magnoliopsida; Malpighiales; Linaceae. The record is from the annotation of a GenBank genome assembly.